Messenger RNA from Enterobius vermicularis (human pinworm), 366 nucleotides. NCBI's taxonomy places the organism in Eukaryota, Metazoa, Nematoda, Chromadorea, Rhabditida, Oxyuridae. The record is from the annotation of a GenBank genome assembly.
AUGAACACUCUUUCAGUAGCCGUUGUACUCCUCUUUACGUAUACUGUCGAUAAUAUGGCAGAACAGCUGGUGGGCGGCUUUCGGGAUAUAAAUGUCGAUGACGCAAAAGUGCAGGCAAUGGCAAGUAGAGCAAUGGCACAUAUAAAUGCAAGACGGGACGGUAUUUUUUAUAUGGUCAAAUUGAAAGUCCUUAGCGCCAAAGAGCAGAUUGUGGCCGGAACAAAUACUGUCAUCGAAAUACUGGCUCAAGAGUCGACAUGUGAAACAAAUAAAAUGGCCGUACACGAUGUAACGGAUCAUACGUGUUCUCCACGCAAUGGUGGGAUGAAGGAGGUAAUUUUUACUGGGAAAACUGUCAACGAAUGA